UUUUCCCUUCCCUCCAUUUCUCUCUCUCCUCAUCUUUUUUUCCCUCCCUCCCUGCUGUCUCUGACCUAAUUGUCUCUCCUCCCAACCCCUCCACCACCACCACCAACCCCACCCCCAGCCGUCCUUCCUUCCUUCAACGCUUCAUAAUCCACCCACCAUCUCUCUCUCACAUCAUCCUUGUCCAUUUCUAGAUCCGCACUCUUCGAAUUUACAUCCACAGCGUCGGAUUAUCCGAGAUCAUCACCGGAGAAAUUGAGACGAUGACAGCCGCAGCAAACAUCGCCGGAAAGUUCGGAGACACCACUUACACCAAGGUGUUUGUUGGCGGCUUGGCCUGGGAGACACAGAAGGAUACCAUGAAGAAGUACUUCGAGCAGUUCGGUGAGAUUUUGGAGGCCGUCGUCAUCACCGACAAGACAACCGGAAGAUCCAAGGGCUACGGAUUUGUGACUUUCCGGGAACCAGAUGCGGCAAUGAGAGCUUGUGUUGAUGCAGCUCCAGUCAUUGAUGGAAGGAGGGCUAACUGCAAUCUCGCUUCACUGGGCGUUCAGAGAUCUAAGCCUUCUACUCCUAAGCAUGGCGGAGGGAGGAACAUAAGGGUGAUGGGGGGUUUUCAUCAGGGAGGAUUUCAGGGAGCGGCGACCGCUGGUGGUGUGAGCGCCGCUGCAGCGGCGGCUGCAUUCGCUUCCGCUGCAGCCUUCCCUCAUUAUUCCAUUCAACAAGGCAUUCCUUACAAUCUCUAUGGGUUCUCUCCAUACUCGGCUGAAUAUGCUUACCCCACGAGCUACUAUGGUGUGUAUGGAGGAGCAAGUGCACAGUAUCCACUGUAUGGAUCUGGGAGCAGCGGGCUUGUCUCAGGUGCCGCUGCAGCUGCGGCUGCAGCCUACUACCCUUAUUUGAACUUCAGCGAGGGGAGCGGAGGAGCAACGGGAUACACUGGAAACCAAGGGUACGGCGUUCAGUAUCCCCACCACCUAUUCCAGUAUUCAACGAUCAACUCAAGUGGCAUUUACCCGCCACAUUAUGGAACGCCUGUAUCCCUUGCGCCACAAACUCCACUUCAAUCAGUCUGCUUUGCUGUGCCGCAGGCGUGACCGUGAGUCUGCACGCACCAAUACCUCAUCGUUGAGAGAUGCGGAUCAUGAUCGUUCUUUCAAUUCAUCCUACCUUUGGCCUAACCAUGGUUAUCUUUCUACAUUUCUCUCUCCCUCUAUCAUGGACGAGCCCCCCAUAGGGGUUAGUUACAUUGAUCCAGAAAUGGAGCACACUUCUCUCACUAGGAAAGGUGAGAGAGUGCAAAAUCACAUGCAUGUGCAUCGAUCGAUCUCAGCUCUCGCCUCACUUGGGAAGGAAGGCAGAGUUGGUGGGUCGGCAAAGACCAAAACAUUUUCAAUUCCAUCAAUGCCCCUCAAGGAGAGGGGCCGAACAAACAGUCUUUUUAUUCAUGUUUGUCAGAUCAUAUCAUAUAUUAAUAACUUUUAAGUCGACUAUCAUUUUCAAAAAUGUUGAUCUUGAAAUGAAUGGCUCAUAUAUCUUUCCAAAAUGAAAUAUCUUUUCUUUUUUUUUUCCUUUCUAAAUUGUAGAUGGCACUAGCAGAUAAUUAGGAAAAUGGGGCAGAGGAUGCCCCAGAUUUUGUUGUUUUUUAACUCUAGCUAGUCUCAGGAUUUGAAAAACUCUGACUAGUAAUAGUUUUGUUGUGGUGAAAAACUGUGUUGUUUGUUUUUAUCAAAAAAAGUAGUGGAUCUUGUCUUCUUUUGGGAAAAGGAGGUGGGUCUGAGUGUUGUGUUUUUAUGUAAAAAAAUGGGGGCAAACUAUUGGAGUUGAAGCCCUUGUGACAGUAGUAUUCUGUUUUUGUUAGGUAGCUAAGCUUAGUUAGUUUGUAAGAAACUCCAUCAAUGGGGUAGGAGUUUCAGUGCAUUGGAAGUUACCCUUAGAUAUUUUUGGUCUCUUUGGGUUCUUCUACCCUAACAGACACCAACCAUGGUUAGGACUCUGGUCAUCUUCAUCCUGUCUUCUUCUCUCUCCCUCUUUCUCUCUUCCUCCCCUUGACGCACUUUGAAAUUUGAAUUCAAGACUUGGGUUUGUAAUUUUAAGCUAGGGAAGACAUGUUAUGUCAUUUGUGUUUGAGUAAUCUAGUGACUACUGCUUGUUAAUUCGACUACUGAUGGAUUAUGUAACAUAAUGCAUAUGGUUGAGACAAUAUUGCUCAUAUUUUCAUUCAA
Molecule: messenger RNA, 2222 nt
Organism: Salvia splendens (bonfire salvia)
Lineage: Eukaryota; Viridiplantae; Streptophyta; Magnoliopsida; Lamiales; Lamiaceae
Product: RNA-binding protein 24-like
Exons: 6
Coding region: 261-1094 (277 amino acids)
Molecular function (GO): RNA binding
Source: RefSeq, a predicted model, not a curated record